Schizosaccharomyces cryophilus OY26 is the source of this 3312-nucleotide messenger RNA. Its product is annotated as WDR6 family WD repeat protein. The coding region runs from base 209 to 3175 and encodes 988 amino acids. Gene Ontology annotation, cellular component: cytoplasm. NCBI's taxonomy places the organism in Eukaryota, Fungi, Ascomycota, Schizosaccharomycetes, Schizosaccharomycetales, Schizosaccharomycetaceae. The record is from RefSeq and is a predicted model, not a curated record. Gene Ontology annotation, biological process: tRNA methylation. The transcript is spliced from 3 exons. Gene Ontology annotation, molecular function: protein binding.
CAAGAAAACUCAAAGUUUACUCAUUUGACUUAUUUAAUUAUAGAUACCAUUUUUGAUAUGUUUUGGUAAACUAUUUUGUAAUUCGUUGAUAUUAUUAAAGAAAUUAUACUGGGAAAAUUAGGUAAACGGUUUUAUUUGGCUUUAAAUACGCUCUUUUCUAGAAUUAUCUGUCGUAUUGCUAUAUUUAAAUUAUUAUUUUGUUUUUACAAUGCCUAGCGCAGAAACCGCGACGCAAGUUUGUUUGAAUUCAGUUAACUUCUUAGGACCAGUAACAAGCUUACUUCUGUUUGACCAUGACAAGUAUCUCUGUGCUGCUCAAGGAUCAUUUUUACGAAUAUACAACUUAGAUUCCCAUAACGAUGUCAACAUUUGCUGGAAAGUACUGAAAUUACCUUUUCGAAAUCGAAUUCAUGGCAUGCUGGCAUGUCGAGAUGGGUUGCUCAUCUGGGGAGGUUACAAUAUAGGGCUAGUAGACUGGAAAACAUGGGAGAUUUCUUUUAUACGUACUACCGACUGGAUUUUUAACGCAGUUGAAUUAAAUACCGAACGUGAUUUUGCCUUUGUGACAUCCAAAAAUGAAGUGCUAAUAUAUUCGUAUUUAUUAAAUAAGAAUUGGAAGCUUUCUUGUACUAUUUCUUGUCGAAAUAGUCCUCUUCUAUUUUUUGCUGCCCUACACUUGGCAGACGAUUGCAUUACUGUUGCUUCUGCAUCAGCUUUUGGUGAAAUUAAUUUGUGGUCUUUCUCUAUCAAUAAUCCUCCAAACGUUGUUUUUACAUUUGAUUCUUUAAGUGGACAUGAGGGUGCGUGUUUCGAUAUACGAUUCUCUGAUGACGGACAAUAUCUGAGCACUGUUUCCGAAGAUAGAACCGUGAGAUUAUGGGAAUUAAAGAAACAAAAUCGUCUUCUUGCUACUGGAUUUGGUCAUACAGCGCGUGUAUGGAAAUGUCGCUUUUUGUCUAACUCUUCCUUAGUUACCAUAUCUGAGGACCUCACUUUACGAAAAUGGGUUUACGACGGUGUGAAGUUGGAUAAUACAGAAACAUUUACAGGUCAUCGUGGAAAACACGUAUGGUCUAUAGCUACAUCCAAAAAACAUGAUUUACUUUUCACUGGAGGAAACGAUGGCGCUAUUCGCCAAUGGCAAGUUAACAAUGACACCGACACUUAUUCCUUUUAUAUUUCAUCUAUUUUCACCGGUGAUGUUUCUCUGUCUUCCUUCUGUUUCUUAAGUGUCAAUAAAUUGCUAUGUCUCGCCAAAAACGGAGAAAUCAGUCUUCUCGAUAACAAGAUUUGGAAACCAAUGCCUGCUUUUUCUUUGGAUUCUGAAGCAAGUGCGUUAUGUUCUUGGGAAAACAUGAAGCUUGCAGCUUUAGGAACCAAAACUGGAUCCCUAGUAAUAUUUGAUUACGAUAAUCCUUCCGCUUGCUUUGCUAAAAAGGUUCAUACCUCUAAAAUACAGCAUUUAUAUACAGCUUAUCAUAAAGGUUUCUAUUACCUUGUUUCUAAAUCCUUUAUCGGAAGGAAUGCCUACGAGGUCUACUUACAUCAGUUGUCUAUAGAAAACGGAAGUAUUAUAAUGAAUAUGUCAUUGAUGUUAAACCUUCCUGCUACCUUUGAUCCAACUUGUCUCACAAUUAGCAAUGAUUUAGCUUUUAUUGGAUCUCGAAGUGGUUCUUUGGCUAUUUAUAAAAUUGGGCAGCCAACUUGUUUGUAUUGCUUCAGAAGAUUGCACGAGUUUGAUACCAUAUACUCCAUCAUAAUUGAAAUUGAUAUAGAGAACAUUAUGAAUUUGAAAACUGUUGGCAGGGAUGGACUUGUGAAUAUGUUCCUUUUGAAAUUGAAUCCGGUUGAGCUUAGAAAGAUUGCUUCAGAGAAGGCAAUUGAAGGAAUCCUAAGUGGGGGAAUUCAAUUUGGAUAUCCGGAAGUCAAUAAAAAUUUGUGGGUUUGGGGUUUCCAUGCAUCGAAUUUCUUCUUAAGGAAUGAAACUACGGGAACCGAUGUGUACACUUUAGAAUGUGGUGGUUCUCAUAGGCCAUGGUCGUUUUCUAUGAACCAAACGAGGCAGGCUUUUGCAUUCUAUAAAUCCAAUCAAAUUUUUGUAAACGAUUCCUAUCGAAAUUUACUAGAGUGUAACAAGGUUUUGAGAAAGGGGAGUCAUGGUCGAGAAAUUAGGGCGAUGAGUUUUAACCCGGAGGGUACUCUUAUUGUAUCUGGUGCAGAGGAUACAAAUAUAAUAUUAUCCCUUUUUACGAAGGAAGGUCAAAUAAAUACACUGAAUAGCGUGAAAGUGCACAAUUCCGGGAUUCAAGCACUUUGCUGGGCAAAGGAUGAGCUUUUGUUUUCAAGUGGAGGGUUGGAAGAAUUAAAUGCGCUAAGGAUAGUACAAGGACCAGGUAAAAAAUCAUCUGCAGCUCGUAUCUUACAUGAAGCUACCUGUGCGAAAACGCUUACAAAGAGCAAAAUGGAUGGGGAUUUGCGGAUCACUGAUGUUUCUACCAUAAAGGCAACAUCCUGGGGAAAGGAUAUUUGGUUAAUCACGGCUAUUCUUUCGGAUUCGUCUUCAAGAAUAUAUUUAUACGAUGAGGGAAAGCGUGACUUCCAAUUUCUGAAAGGUUGGGACUACAAAAGCUGUUGUCUUGUUUCCGUUGAGCUAUUUGUUUUCAAAAAUCGUGUAUACUCUGUUAUAACUGCUACGGAUGGUUUCAUCACGUUAUGGGAUUUGCAUUCACAAGAUGUUGAGAAAACCCCUCAGUGUGUCUGGUCUAGCAGGGUACACCAAUCCUGUAUAAAAAGUUUAGAUGUUCGUUUUAACAAUCAAAACAGAAAAGUAUCUCUUUUCACGGGAGGUGACGAUGGUGCCGUUUGUCACAUGGCACUGAAACUAAAUAUUGAUACAGAGAUGAAAACCGUUUAUGUUGAAGAACUUGAGAAGUUCUCCCUUCCAGAGGCUCAUGCUUCUAGUGUAACAGGAAUACUUCAACUCGAAGAAAACUUAUUUUUAUCUGCAUCCGUUGAUCAAAGAAUAUUGACCUGGGCAAAACGGGAGGGAUUAUGGAAAGUCGAAUCGGAGAAUAAUACAUUCGUUGCUGAUGUGGGAGGCAUGUUUUCACAAGGCUCCAAUUUGGUUGUCUUUGGAGUUGGGUACGAGGUUUUCAAAAUAAACAAAUUACUUUGAGAAACUUAGGAGACCUAUUGCAUGUGUCAAGCGUUGGCUAAUUCACUUAAAUUAUAGGAACCUCAAAUUGAUUUUCAAUAAAAAUGAAAUACAACCAUAUUUAUUCUACUUUACUGCUCACAUUAUUCCGAAUAUAA